AUGAACAAAAGCCAUGAAUAUGAGAGGGUAUUUAAUCAUUUUGAUGAGAAUGGAGAUGGGAAGAUAUCGCCGGCGAAGCUUCAACAGUGUGUGAAGGCGGUAGGAGGGGAGCUGUCUCUUGUAGAGGCGGAGGAGGUGGUUCAGGCCUUGGAUACGGAUGGAGAUGGAUUGUUGGGGUUAGAAGAUUUCAUUAGGUUUAUGGAAGAAGUUGGAGAGGAAGAGAAACUGAAUGAUUUGAAAGAGGCUUUCAAGCUGUAUGAGAUGGAUGGUUGUGGAUGUAUCACACCAAAGAGUUUGAAGAGGAUGCUUAGUAGAUUAGGUGAGUCCAGGACUUUAGAGGAAUGCAAAUUGAUGAUUGCUCUGUUUGAUCUUGAUGGUGAUGGAGACCUCAAUUUUCAUGAAUUUAGAGUCAUGAUGUCGUGAUAUAUAUAUACUUCUCCUUCUUUUAUAUAUAUG
This is a messenger RNA of Durio zibethinus, 456 nucleotides long. The record is from RefSeq and is a predicted model, not a curated record. Lineage: Eukaryota; Viridiplantae; Streptophyta; Magnoliopsida; Malvales; Malvaceae.